AUGGGGACGUCGGUGCAGGUGACUCCGCUGUGCGGCGUCUACAGUGAGAAUCCCCUCUCGUACCUCGUCUCCAUUGACGGAUUCAACUUCCUGGUGGACUGCGGUUGGAACGACCUCUUCGACGUCAACCUCCUUCAACCGCUCUCCAGGUUCUCUUCUCAGUCCUCGCCCGCUCUGCUCAUCUUUCCGACAUUUAACUCCUGCGGUUUUAUUCUUCGAGUGUCGUCCUUGGGAACGUCCAGAACGCAAUUCCGAAACCAUUUCGGGCAGUGGUGCAGCUUACUUGCUCAUCACGAGGCAAUGGCGUCCAAUCGUUUUAUUUUUAUAUAUACUUAUUUUUGUGUUUUUUUUAGCUCAUCACGUAUCCUUUAGCGAAUGCUAGAAUGACGUAAGCUGUAAUUCGCAGGGUUUGUUCAAAAGUUGAUGCCGUCCUGCUGUCGCAUCCCGAUGUUCUUCAUCUCGGUGCAUUAGCUUAUGCUAUGAAACACUGGGCGCUCUCUGCCCCAAUUUAUUUAACAGAACCGGUUUUAAGAUUAGGCCAGUUGACCAUGUAUGAUCACUACUUUUCCCGCAAGGUAACCUUUUUAUCUCUUCUUUAAAUCCCCAACUCUUUAUAUAUAUACCGGAAUUCUUUUGAUCACGCUACUUCCUUUUUUUUGCUCAAUUUAAAUUGCAGUACCCCUCUAUCUUUCUGUUGUGAAAAAGUUAUUUGUCCUUAUUCAAUUCUUUACUCCACGGAUAAGGCCCUAGUGAUACUAUAGCAUUAUUAUAUAGAAUGCCAGGUGAGGGAAAGAGUUAUUUCCGUAAACAUCUUGUUUCCAUACUAUCUAUUAUGGCUUUUUUUUAUUCUCUAGUGUCACUCUGAAGUUUCUGUAUAUCUGCUUGAUCAAUGAGUUUGUCAUAUCUUGAAUCCUCACUUCUAAUGUAACAGCCUCUGAAGUGAUCAAAAGAUCCAUUGGAUACAAUCUGCUACUUGAACUAAAAUAGUACCUGUGAUAACAAAAAUAUUAGGGGGAAGGGCAGACUUAGGAACAGAUGUGUGAACAGUGUUUGAAGGAAUAGCCAAUCUCUGGGUCCUGGGACGACAUAAAAGGUCGCUAUGUUUUGGAAAUUUGGAGAAACAUCGGGAUGGUGAUCAGAGGGGAAUUUCGAUAUAAUUGAUCCUUAAUACCGAAAUGGUUUUGCAUCUACUUUAAUGGACUGUAUAUUUUUGGAGCAGGGGGGGAGGGGAGGAUGAGGCUUGCUGAAAUUACGUGAAGAGGCGAAGGUUCAUUAAGUACUUGAUGAGGUUGAGUCUGAAAAACCAGAGUAUAUGAGUUAUGGUAGGGUCGUAGUUGGUGGUGUAACGUGGGAGUGAAAGCUAUCUUCGAUUGUUGCAUCAUGAGUUCGAAGAUUAGUAUCAGUGUGAAGGCUAGAAAAGGGCUCUCAGUAGAAGUACAGGAUAGGAGUGAGGUGAAGAUAAAAUGAGUGGGAAUUAAAAUAUCAGAAUAAGGUUCGCAUGGUGGGCCUUGAGGCCACAAAGAAGGCAGGCAAUGAAAGAAGUAGUUGGGUUUUUGUGGCACAAGAUAGCCUUCUGGCCAUUGUCAAUGAGGAAUAAAUAUUCCCUCAGGGUUUGGUGUCUUGCUAAGAACUGUUGUGCCAGUGGCAGGUGCCUCUGGAGGGAUUAUAUUAUUAUUAAUCUCCUUUCUCUUUUGUAGUGGUGGAGGCAGAUGAAUUCAGAAGAGUGAUGAAGCAUGCUAUCUUGGUGGUCUUCACUUUCACGCAGAUGAUUUUAUUUUAUUGAUUAUGUAUAGUCUCCAAUUUAGGGAGGUGAUGAUGGAGAUGUGGAGGUAUCUACGAGGAUUUAAAAAGGAUUCAGCUAAAGGAAGGCAUAGAGAUCACCCUUGGGAGAUGGGGAUAAAAAAUAUUAAUAUACUCCUGUUGAAACCAGUCCAUCUUUUUUGGUUGCGAUCUAAACUUUAGUAAUUAGCCUUCUGUGUCUGCACUUGACAGGUCUCUCUUAUUAGUGGAUUAGGCAGGGCACUUCCUCUUGUCAAUGCUUUUUGGGGGAGAGAACUUUGGCUGAUCAUUGGUACCGAGGAUCCCAUCUCUUUGAUUACAUCUGAGGAAUCAAUAAAAAUAGGUGGAAGAACGACUAUAUUGGCAGAACGGCUAUGGGAGGGAAAUGCUCGAUGGUUGAAAUGUUAAUUAAUCACUAUUCUCAAUGGCUUAUACCACAUGAUUCUGUUGUGAUAUUCAAGUUGUAAAGCUGUUGAGAGAGUUAUGUCGACUGGGGGAAAACUAUUCUUGCGUACUAAAGACCGGUCAUUUGCUCUUCAGGAUCUGUUUCAUGUUGGAUAUAGUGAACUAGAUUAGCCGCUGUUGCAGCAGAAGAACGAGUUUAACUGUCGAAAUUCUUAGUUGGACAAGAGGUAACUUUCGAUGGAACUAAUCCAAGUUCUUCUGUUGAUACUUGGUGAAAAAGAAAUCAGUAAAUCUGUGUGGAAGAAGAGAUCUGAGAGGAAUUUUCCUUGUUUUUUCUGUGAGGCUUUAUGAGGAGAAAGGUAUUGUCAGAUUUUUAGUUUUGGCAUUCUGGUCUAGUUGUAGACUCCCAUCAUACUGAAGACCCAUUUGCCAUCCGCUAAAUAAAGAAGUCAUAGCCGCACUUUCCAUAUUUAUUGCUAGGUGAGGAAAUGAGAUGUCCAUAACUUUCAAAAGCUUACAUUACAUAUUAACCGAAUAUCUUUGUAUAUUCUACUUUGAUUUCUAUUUAUAGUGUCCUCUUUCACCUUCUGAAAUGUAGUGCCAUCAUUAUUUUUAAACUACCGUCUUUCUUUUAUUUUAUUUUAUUUAUGUGAUACUUUUUUGUCUGCUUUUCAAACUGACUUUUUUCUGGUAUUUCUAUGCAGAAAUAUUUGAAGAAAUUUUCAUUCAAUGCAAGUACUUAAUGCGAUAUACCAUUCUUUGCCGAUAUAUGUGCCUUUUCUGAUAAAUGUUUACCUUUUUUUUCAGCAAGUGUCCGAUUUUGACGUAUUCACUCUGGAUGAUAUUGACUCUGCCUUCCAGAAUCCGAAUGUGACUAGUUUGAAGUACUCUCAGAAUUUUCAUCUAACUGGUUGGUAUUUUAGUAGUCAUUUGGCUUCAGUCCUACUCAUCACUGAUGUUUUGGCUUAAGUCCCCUUACUCUAUUUCAAUCAACUUUUGUUAGGAAAAGGUGAAGGAAUUGUGAUUACGCCUAAUGUAGCUGGGCAUCUUCUAGGAGGUACUAUAUGGAAAAUAACAAAAGAUGGUGAAGAUGUCAUUUAUGCUGUUGACUAUAACCACCGUAAGGAAAGGUAUUUGUUUUUUCCUUGAAGUUUCUCUCAUUCUUUGCCAUAUUUAUGUUACCCAUGAGAGGUUUCGCAGAAGGCACUUAGUUUCUAUGGUUCAGAAUAUUGAUCCACGGUAAUUUGACUGUGAUCCUAGAAUGAAUUUGACUCUUUCUUUCCUAUGCAAAAUUCUGUUUACAAUUCUAUGACAGCACUCUCACUCCCAUGUGUUUUACUGAGUUGCUUUUGGGACAAGGUGUAUAAUUUGAUUGGAGUUUCCAAAAGUUGACACUUGAUUAUUUAGACAAGCUCUGGUGUUCGUCAUUUCAGGACGCUAACUAACUGUUGCAUGUUUUGACAGGCACCUUAAUGGGACUGUUCUUGAAUCUUUUGUGAGGCCAGCUGUUCUGAUAACAGAUGCUUACAAUGCUUUAAACAAUCAACCUCCGAGACGCCAAAAAGAGCAAGAAUUUCUAGGUAGUUAUAUAUUAUGUAACGGCUUAUUAGAAUCGAGUCUCUGCUGCUAAUCAAUUAAAAUUGAAUACUACGCAAUCCCUUCUUGGAAUUAUAUGAGGUGCUCUGCUGAUAUGGUUUGAUUCAAUUUCUUCUUAUAAAGAAGUACGUACAUCAUUCAACUAAUAUUGCAUACUAAUUAUAUAUUUCAGUAUAGUGUGAAACAUGCUUCCAGCCAAAAUCUUAGCAAGAAACUGACUACCAUUAUCAUCAUUUAUUCUAUGUUAACACUUAUUUUUAGCAGAAUUUUGGAAAGGAACUAAAAUCUCUCAUAGGAAGCAUCUUUUACCUUCCAUUUUAGAUGAUUGCAUUCACAUUUUAUCUUUUAGCUACAUGGAACAAUAUCUUCAUUCAUUUAAUUGUUUCUAUUUUGGAUGUAGUGCCCAACUCUUAGUGUGCACUCUGUUUCCUUUUCAGAUGCAAUAUUAAAGGCUCUAAGAUCUGAAGGGAAUGCAUUACUUCCAGUUGAUACAGCUGGACGAGCAUUCGAACUUAUUUUGAUUUUAGAACAGGUCAGUAAACAAGUGGAUUUAAUUUUAUAUUUGUAAUAUAGUAUUGGCAAGGAUCUUAACUUAGAGAAAUUUGCAGUACUGGACUCAGCAUCAUCUUGCAUUUCCAAUCUAUUUUCUGACAAAUGUUGCCUCAAGUACGAUUGAUUAUAUCAAAAGCUUCCUUGAGUGGAUGAACGACGCAAUAGCAAAGUCCUUCGAACAUACUCGAGAUAAUAUUUUUCUUUUAAAGUAAGUAUUUCUUUAAACCUAAACCAUAUUUUAGUGACAGUGUAGGGUUUUCUUUGUUACACAAUCUCAUCUGUUCCUUGCUUGCAUUGCAUUUUUGGGCAGGCUGCCUUUACAAUUUUUGUUGUGUUUUGUUGGUAACUACCCACCUAGUAAUCUCAGGACUAUUUUCUAAGCAGUUGACGAUCAUGUUGAAUUGGAUAUGCUUCUAUCUCCACGAUCAAGUUCAUAAAUACUUGCAUUGAAAUCGUCAUCUUAAAGACUUACCCACAUCAUCUUUGCUGAGUUAGGACAACCAGAAAACUUCCUGUAAUCUCUCAAGUCCUAACUUACAGCAAUUGUGGGCAAAGCACGAUGUUUCUUCUAUGCUUAAAAGUCCCAAAUCUCUUAGCUGAUGAUAGUUUUUUUGUGAAAACAUAUCUGAAGGUCAUUUACUCCCAUACAAUUCACAUGGCUUUUGCUUACCCAUUGAUUAGUGGGCUCUAGUUUUCUGGUAGAAAUGUAUUCGAAGGUCAUUUAGUGCAAUAUCUUUCACUUGGUUCUUAGUGCAAUCCGAUGCAAGUUUUUUUUAUUUCCAUUCUGACCCAAAAUGGCUCUAACGAUUUUUUUGAGUAAUUAUUCUGUACACUCUGCAUUAAUGUAUUACAGACGUUCUUGAAAUGCUUGAUCAAGGGGAAAAUCACUGCCCCGUGUUCAAUGAGGGGAAUUCGAAUAUUCAGAAUCACGCGCUGAACAUGCAGAGUUUAUAAUAUUUAUUGAGUACACUGAUAUUUAAUUUAGAUAAUAUUUUCUCUUUGGGGCUUGACCAAUGGUUGAUUAUUUGCUGUGCAAUGAUAUGAGAUAUGCACUCUUCUUAUUUUACUAUUUUGGUGUUGUAUCAUAGAUAUUUAUCAUCUGAGUCAAUAUUUUUUAAUUUCAGGCAUGUCACACUGCUGGUCAGCAAAAGUGAACUCGAGAAAAUUCCUGACACUCCAAAGGUUGGUUUUUAAUCUUACGCUACAGCUUGACUAUGAGAGAGGGAACUGAUUGCUCUGUUCAGGUUGUUCUAGCCUCCAUGGCCAGCCUGGAGGUGGGUUUUUCCCAUGACAUAUUCACCGAAUGGGCAACUGAUGUAAAGAAUCUUAUACUUUUCACUGAAAGAGGCCAGGUAUAUUUGUUAAAUUUAUUUAUGUUUCAGUUUAGACAGAUUCUUGAACCUGUGUUGUAUCUAAAAGCAAAAUAGUGUAAGAGGGUUACCUAUCAACUUUAGUUUUAAUAGGAAGGAGAUAAUGUAGAUAAGUGUAGUUUAGUUCAAGGGUCGAAAAUAACUUCAAGAUUCCCCGUUUUGCUUUGUUGAUGGAAAUAUGGUGCUUUUUCUGUAGUUUGGGGCCCUGGCACGCAUGCUUCAGGUGGAUCCUCCUCCUAAGGCUGUAAAAGUCACUGUGAGCAAGAGGGUUCCUUUGGUUGGGGAUGAAUUAAGGGCCUACGAAGAAGAACAAGAACGACUAAGAAAGGCAGAGGUUCUAAAGGCUACCCUAAAAAAAGAAGAGGAUUUAAAGGUGUCCCAUGUAUCUGAUACGAGCUCAGCAGAGCCAAUGGUAAUUGAUGCAACUUCUGUCCAUGUUCCGUCAGAUGGUAUGCUCUUUGUUGUUUUCAUCAUCUUUAAGGAUUCUUUAAUUCGUAUUUGAUGGUCUUUUUGAUCUUUGCUGUUCUAUUUGGAUCUUGUCAUUUCCCUUUAUCCUUUCCUAAACUUCUACUCUGUAUUCCUAUGGAAAGGCUGGGAAAGUCUCCCUCCUGGUCUGCUGAAGAAAAACGGAUUCGAUUGCAAGGACAUAUCUGGAAUCUUGUGGAACAUAAAUGCAUUUAGAACUUGUAUCUUUCUAGGGAAAGUGAUAUUAGAAUUCAAUCGCAAGCCAUGAGAGAGCAAUUAGAUACUUUAUUUGCUUGAAUGUUAAAGAAUAGCGAGAUGAAAACAAAUUAAACAGACACUAGGGAUCGUUACUGAUCUGAAUCACCAAAGAGAAGUGUAUGGAAGAAUGCGUGGUGGAUCUGUUUAGUGGUAUGUUCUAAACUGUGAUGUUAAUAUAUGUUUUGUGUUUAUUUUUUAUUUAUUUUACUUAUAGCCUUUUUCGAGGAGCAAGGAUGGUUUUAAAAAAAGUUAAGAAGAAAAGUUUAUAAGAGGAUAAGAGGUGUGCUUGGUGGAGAGAAUCGCUUUCUAACACCUAGUCCCACUAGGUGCGUCGCAUAUAUGCACAUAUAUAUAUAUAUAUAUAGAUAUAUAUAUAUAGAUAUAUAUAUCGUGUACUAUUUAUUUUUUUAUCUAUUAAUGACCAUGUGCUUUUAGUUCAACAUAAAUAUUUUCCUGCUUUGUCUUCAGAGCAACUUAGGAAUUUUUUGCACAUUACCUGUGUUAUUGUUUAUGAACAGAAGCUUAAAUAUUAUACUUAGUACCAGUCCUUUAUACAAUGGAGCGUAUUGUAGAUAUCAAUGUUUCACUUGUUACUUAUUCUGAUCCAUUUGGGGAUUGGCUAGGGGCCCUUUUUGGUUCUCUUCCCCCCCCCCCCAAUCAUCCCCCAUCAAUGAGUCUUGCAUAUUAUAACAAAAUACACCAAAUCAGAUUUCACUGUCAUAUAUAUGAACCAAACCGAUCUAAAAUAACCCAAUCCUGGAUGGAUCAGUUGAUUUUCUGGAGAAUCUGACCUGGUCUCAUAAGGCCGGUUUCUGGAAGCGACACUACUGUCAGAGGAAGAAUAGAGAAUAAACACACCACAAGUUUACCGGUGGAGGACCAAGGAAGAAAAAUAGAUUAAGGAAUAACAAAUUCUCAACUGUAACUUUGUCCUAAUGGCAUUGUCUACCUCCCAGUUGCUCCAACCACUUCAGGCCACUCAUCGCAGUCCUGGACCACAACCUUCGGCUACCUACGAGAAGGAUUAUGGACAGUGUCUGGGCUCAGGUGUUUACUGGGUAUUGUAAUAUAUUUAGAGUUAUGUAACCUCUGGCUAUAUUUAAAACCUUAGUUGAAAGAUCAUUUCCUCAGGUUUGGAUUCUAAUUUGCUGCUAAAACCCCUAGAAUUGCUUCCACUUGUUGAGGAUGGUCAGCUAUUGUUUUUAAUAAUAUUUCACUAAGAGACACUUUGUUGAUUAAAAAAUAAAUGCGACAAAAAUACAGCAAUGCCCGUAUUUUUAGUCUGUCCUCCGACUUUGUUGUCUUUAUUAUGCAUUUUGCUUUCUCUUUUGUUUACUGAUGUAUUUAAUUUCCCAAAUGUAGUUCGAAUUCCUCGAAUUCCUUCUGUCCUGGCUUGGGAAUUUCUUUAGUUGAUUGGUGUGAGUUUUCUUUUUAAUUAUGUGUGCUGAAAUUUAAAAUUCUGUCCGCAAAUCUCUCCUCUGGUCAACUAAUGUUUCAGUAAUAACUUUCCAGUGGCUGUAUCGCGCUCUAGCAUUAAGCGGGAAAUUUUUAUUGAUGGAUUUGUGCCACCGUCCACUAGUGUAGCCCCGAUGUUCCCCUUUUUUGACAGUUCAGCUGAAUGGGAUGAAUAUGGCGAGGUCAUUAAUCCUGAUGACCAUGUUGCCAAGUCAGAAGAUAUGGAUCGACAAUUCAUUCAUGUAAGUUUUCCACAUAUUGAUUAUAGAAACCGAAGUGUGUGAAUGUUAAUUGCAGAAGCAAACAUAACUGCACUUCAUACUGUUGUUAUGUCUUUUAGUGAUUCAAGUUUAAAUAUUAUCAUCCUUUAACUUUGCAACUUGUGUGAAGAAGGUGAGUGUGUAGGAAGAGAUUUUAAUACUGGAGACUGCAUUUGUUUAUGAAACUAAGUGUCAGUGUGCUUACCCAAAUAUAUUUUUAACUGAUAAUUUUAGUCAAAAAGAAAAAAAGUGCAUCUAUAAAUGCACAUCAAAUGGAUAAUUGGAUCCUGGCAUGAUUUAGUUCAUAAGAAUUCAAUGAACCAGGAAGUCAGCUUUCUCAUGGGCCAGGACAGCCUAUGCUACUUGACUUUUGCCACUUGGAUGGAUUCAUUAAGAGCAUCACUGCAGCUGAUGAAACCACUCUCACCCAAAAUGAAUGCACAGACAAAAACCAAUAAAAAACCCCGUUUCAUUAAUAAGACAAAAUGUAUCAGCUAAUGUUUAACCUAAAAAAAUCACUUGAUCAUGCAUGCGUCAUGAUUUUAUGGUAUGCACACACAUGCACAGACAUAGUAAUGGCACAAUGAUCCACGUGCACGCACACACAUGUGCAGAAAUUGUAGUGGCACGAUGAUAUAAUCUGUAACACACCUAUCAUUCAGUAUUCUCUUUAAUGGUGCACGGUAAUGAAGUGCCUCAUUAGUGUACUCUGGAGUUAGAAAAUAUCUCCUCCUUUUCAAGUUACACUUCUAUUCUCAAAAAUGAUGUUUCUUAUUAGACUUUGUCUGUGCUCUCAUCCGUGAGAGAUUAAUAUUUGUUUUUUGUUGGACAUGAUUAGUGAUUAAUGCUUUUUUUUCCAGGAAUUCGGUGGUGAAGUAGGUGGUAAAGUCGAUGACGCCUCAGUGCACUUGCUUUUGGAUUCCACCCCUUCUAAAGUUAUUUCAAAUGAAAUGACAGUAAGUCUGAAGCGGUUUCUUAUGUUUUGUUCCAGUACUUGUGAUCGAUAGAAUUUAGUUCUACUUUAAGUGGGCAAUAUUACAUAAUUACUGAAUAAUAAUAGGCGAUCAACACACAAGUAUAUGAUUUGUAAGCUCUCAAAAAUCGCUUAUAUAUCAAUUGUGCGCUAGACUAACAUGGUAUAGCCCGUAGUCAAUAUCCGACUACUGAAAAGUUACAGAAACGUCAUUCUCCUCAUGUGGAAACGUUACCUGUCCUUAGAAGGAUGCCCAGGAGACGGAAAACGGGGAGAAUAAUUUCCAUGUGCCUGUGUGCCUAUCAUAACUCGUCAACUAGUUUAUAUUAUGCUAUUCUUUUUAGGCGGGGAUAAUUCAUUGCUGAUGAAUUUUCUUGUGUCAGGGAUAUCUGUUUUCCUUUAACAUUGGAUUUUUUAUAUUAUAACCGGGAUAGUUUCUAUUUUGAAGUUUGGUCUUUGCACCAGUGAUCUCCCCAUAAUCUCAACAAUAUUUCAUCAUCAGCCUGAAAAUGUGAUGGUAUGUUCAUGAAGUCCACUUCUUAACAAUCCCUUUCCAUGUGUAUUAGGAUGAGUCUGUCAUUGGUUGUUUUCGCCGGUGUAUUUCUCAUUCAUUGUCCUGGCUCAAGGAGAAUCGUCCUUUUCCAACUUCCAAUUCCAAAAAAUAAACUUGUCACGCUUUUUCCUCUUGCUUUGACUAGCUGCCCCAAUUUAUAUGAUGGUCACUCUUCCUCGCUGUUCUAUCCCUCGAAGAGUUGUCUUCUGCAAAGUUCCAAAGACACAAAAAAUAGUAACUAAUUAAAAUUAUCAAUCUUCACCAAUCCUACGCCGCCUACCUUCAUACAUUCCCAAAUAUUUUUCCAAUUUCUAAGAUGGACACCCUUCCCUUUUUAUCUGACUUUCUUCCAAGGAAACACACCUUUCGAUCAUCUGCAAUGUUGUCAAUUUAGAAGACGAACCCAGUUCGAUCAGCUUGGAAUCAAUGAAUUCAUUAAGUUUGCCUAAUUCCUCGCUGAUUACAUUUUUCCUUGUGUUUGUUUGUUCUAAGCAGUGAUGAGGAUUGGACGAUUCCAACUGGAAUUGGCUGAUUCUGUAAGCCUUGGAUAAAAAUGAUCGCUUUAGAUUUUAUUAUUUGGUAACUUUGCGUUGAAAACCUAAGUAUCACUAACUAUUUCUCGUAAAUUAAGACAUUAUCAUGUCUAUUCUAAUCUUUUUCAUCAUACUUCUUUCCUUUCAUGUUUUGUUGAUUUCAUUUUCUCCAUUGUUGUUGGAGUUGCCAAGGCCGUCUCUCAUUAAUAAAAAGGCCAUCAAAUUAUCUGCAGGUACAGGUGAAGUGUGGUUUGAUUUACAUGGACUUUGAGGGUCGUUCAGAUGGGCGUUCUAUAAAAUCAAUUCUGGGCCACGUGGCACCUUUGAAGCUUGUACGUCAUUGCCAUUCUUAGUUGACUUAUUAUUACUGUUUUUCAUCUUUUUGUCAUGGUUUGAUAGGCUCAACUGUUGACGACCUGAUAAAAAGCAAAUCAUAUCUGGAUUUACGAAUGUCUAUUUCCUUCUAAGAUUGUGGUGCUCCAGACUUGUAUGUUCAGAGUAAACCAUGCCUUCACGUGGUGAUUUACGAGAAAAAGUUUGUGAGGCAUUGGUCGCUCAUUACUGGUGGUUUUUGCCUCCUUGUACAACACUAACACGCCUUCAUCUACUGAAAAUAUUCUAAGAAUUACCUGCUGAUCUUCAUUUAUCUCGUACUCAUCUUUUAGUUCACUGUUGUUUCUUGCGAAGGUUCUUGUUCAUGGCUCAGCCGAGGCUACUGAUCACUUAAAGCAGCACUGCUUAAAACACAUUUGCCAACAUGUAUAUGCCCCACAGAUUGAAGAAACGAUUGAUGUCACAUCUGAUCUGUGUGCAUACAAGGUAUCAACCCCCUAUUCCAGUGUUAUCUAAAGUGCUUACUACCGUAUCAUUGUUCAGUGCAAAAUUGACCAAAGCAUUGGCUGAUUGACUGAAAGGAUGGUUUUUCUUAGAAUUUACUUCAAUUACCAGAGUGUACCGAAACUAGAUCAGGAUGAAGAGACUAGUCUGAUGAUUUAUAUACGCUUUUGUAUUGUUUUCUCAUUUUUAGCCAAUAUUAUUCCGUUGUCAGACAUUAGUUUAAGCUAUUUUCACCUAUUUUCUGUUCUUGUUGAUCAAUUAUUUUGCUAACAUAAAUUGAUUUUUAUUACCUUUUGAACUUAUAACAACAGGUGCAGCUUUCUGAGAGAUUAAUGAGUAAUGUCCUCUUUAAAAAGGUAAGUUAUUUGAUUAGAUAUUUCUUUGAAACAUACUUAUUUUGAUCAGCAAUUUACGUAUUUAUGUUGAAUUGCGUCCAAAUAAUGAAUUCAACUGACUAGAACAGACGUGCACUGCACUUAUUUAUCAUUAUGAGGAUAUUUUUCUGGUUGACAGGAUAGGGAAGUAGAUCUGCCCCCAUAUUAUAUCUUUUUGAGAAGGCGGAUGAAAUCACUUGAAAAUCUGUUGUUGGCUUGGGAUUUAUAGCAGAAACGAAAAUAUUCUCUAGAACCGAAAAUUUUCUGAGAUGCGGUUGCCAGUGGGAUUUUGAAAGAUCUGUGAGGUGUCCGUCCAUUCAUCUCUUUACUUACUGGGUGAUUGAGAAAUGCAUACUUCGACCAGAAUUUGUGGCAAGGGCAGAUUUUCCGGUCCUUAACCUGUUGAUGGGGAUAAAUGGAGCAACUAGAAUGUUAACCAGGAGUAAAGGGGCUGAUUUUGCAUGCUUGCUCAGAAACAGGUUUGACAAGCUUGAUGGGUAGGUCACAUGAAAAUCCAAACUUUAUCUUGGUCGAUAUGGUUGGAUUUCUGACCCAAUUUAGGAAAAUAACGAACAUUUGCAAUGUAUGCAUUUAUUCAGUUAGAGAUAUGUUUUACCAUAGUUGUGUGCUUUUUCAAAGCCUUGUAAUUCUUGUGUAUUUUUGAGGUUUCAUUUUUGGACACUUAUAUAAUUCGGAUGUCACUCAAAACAUGUGGAAAUCGAUGGAUAUUUAGGCUCGCAGUGGAUUCGUCAUUCUUACUUGCAACGUAGUUCAUUGAUAGGCCCUGUGCCAAAAUCUAUCUAAUAGGCCCACUAUCUAGCGUGUUAUGGACCUAUAGGCUUGGCCCGUGUUAGCUUUUCUGGUGUGAUGCCAACUCUUCUCUCUCUGUAUAGAACUAGGUGAUGGGGCCACAUAUGUAGUCCUAGGUCAGUUUUGAGGAACGUUCUUGGUUCACAAAAAGGGUUGGUUUUUUAUUACUUAUUAAGGUAAUUUUAGAGAUCUGUUUUAUUUUCUUUAAGUUUUUUUUUUCAGUGUUCAUGUUCUGUCCUUGCAAGGACGUCAGUGAUUCUGAUUUCUGCCUAUGAACCUAAUCAAUGAACCAAACCCACAAGCCAGAAAAAUUCCGAUAGUAGAAGAAUAAGUAAACAAAGUCAAAAUCAUGUUAUAGUAAAGUCCUUGCUCUCAUCUACUGUUGACCAACCGGAUGAAACUGUUCGUUUGGUAUUUCAGACAGAAAGGAAAAGAUAGUUGACGGUUUAUUCCAAGAUGGAUACCACCUUCUUCUUCCUCCUAUAGUCGGCCUCACCUCAUUCGGAGACCAACAUUCUCUCUCAAUGUUAUUCAGUCUUGCCUGUUCUCCAUAAUUCUCACUCUCUCUCUCUCUCUCUCUCUCUCUCUCUCCAUCUUGUCACAGCUUGGUGACUACGAAAUAGCCUGGGUUGAUGGAGAAGUGGGUAAGGCAGAUGACACGCUCUCGCUGCUUCCUCUCUCGUCAGCCCCACAGCCACAUAAGUCAGUUCUUGUUGGUGACCUGAAGCUGGCCGAUUUCAAGCAGUUGCUCGCGAGCAAAGGGAUCCAGGUGCGCCAUUUUCAGCUCAUUUUCAUGGAUCCUCCUGGGUUUUCUAUACUGCGAUGUUAAUGCCGCUGUGACGUCGGAUUCUUGCGCCUCUUUUCUUCACCAAUUCUUGCAGCCAUCCGAAUCUAAGUUUCAAGUCAACUCGGCAAAUCUCUCUGUUCUCUUCGACAUUGGGACGACUUUUGCUUUUUGUUUAUUUUCCUUCAGAAUGCACCCACAUUCUCCUAUAUCUUUCUUUAUUUAGCAAUUUUAAGCCUGUUUCUUUUCUGGUCAUGUGUGCGCCUAUGUGGGUUUCUCUGUCUUCUUGGUCGAUUCGUGUUUCUCUCUCCGUAUAAGCUUUUUCUAAAGUUUCUCUCUCCGUCUCCCCCCGAAGGUUGAGUUCUCUGGCGGCGCCUUGCGUUGUGGCGAGUAUGUGACAGUCCGCAAAGUUGGCGACUCUACUCAGAAGGUUGGUAACCCCGACCCUCUCGUGCGGAGCUUUCGUUUGUCACGUGGCUGUCCCAGCAUCACCCGCGUGUCAUCCCCCCACCCCCCCCCCUCUCUCUCUCUCUCUCCCGUACGCAGAGCCUAGUUUCCUUGCCACAUGGCUGGCUGUCCCCAAGAUCAUCCACAUGGCAGCCUCCCCGCUCUCUCUCUCUCCCCGGGAUCACCUACUCUCUCUGCUUCUACUCUUUUUUUAAAAAAAAAAGGUUUUCUGAAAGGAGCAAGGAAUGGUAUCCACAGGGUGGCGGACCGGGAACUCAGCAGGUCGUCAUCGAGGGCCCUCUGUCGGAGGAGUACUACAAGAUAAGGGAGCAUCUCUACUCCAUGUUCUACGUGCUCUAG
This is a messenger RNA of Spirodela intermedia, 13811 nucleotides long. NCBI's taxonomy places the organism in Eukaryota, Viridiplantae, Streptophyta, Magnoliopsida, Alismatales, Araceae. The record is from the annotation of a GenBank genome assembly.